CGUAAUUUUGGUCUACUCUGAGAUUAUGUGGGAAUACGCGUGACAGGAACCUUAUUUAUUAUAUAAUUCACGCCAAAAUAACACGUCUUGUUUUGCACUUCCUGCUUUUAUAUGCGCAUUACGGUAAAACGUGGCCGCCUGCUUGCCACUCACAUUGGCCAUCCUUGAGAUCGGUUAGCCGGAAGGUUCUAGCAUGUUCGGGAUUUUGCGUAUAAAGUAAGGUUGCUAGCUCGUUGAGGACUCAGUCGGAGAAGACGGAAAGCGGGUUUGUUUAGCGCGUCGUCCAAGGACACCUCAAAAAUAUGGCAGAAGGUGGAGGAAACAGACGACAUCCCAACAAUCUUCAGGGGAUUCUGCGGAUGGCUGUAGAGGCUGGCUCUGCUUCCGAUGGACCUGCUCCUGUUGAGCCCAUGUCAGAGGAGAGGAAAGAAUGGUUGAGAGAAGCUCUUGCAGAAGUAAGUAAAGGGCAGAUGGAUGAAGUGGAGCAAAUGAAACAAUGCUUGGCUGUCUUGCGGAAAGGUGGAAUGAGCGAGAAGGAGCGAGAGGGAGGGGAAGAUGGAGAUGAAGAGAAUGAAGAUGAGAGGGAAUCAGCUCUGGAGCUGCUGUCAGAUUUGUGUGAGAACCUGGACAAUGCUAGAGAUCUGAUGGUUCUGGGUGGGCUGGAGUUGUGCGUCUCGCAGUGCUUGUGUCAUCCCCAAAGUGGGGUGAGGUGGCGUGCUGCCCAGCUCCUCGCCUCCUGUGCCCAGAACAUGCCGGAGGUGCAGUUCCACUUGCUCAGCAUGGGAGCGCUACCAAAACUGCUGCAGCUAACAGAUUCUGAUCCGCACCCGACGGUCAAAGUAAAAGCCCUCUACGCUGUCUCAUGUCUGGUCCGGGAGCAAGAGGCAGGGCUUCGGGCAUUUCUUGGUCAUGAUGGUUUCUCAGUCCUGAUGCGAGGCAUGCAGUCUGACAACGAGAAGCUUAGGACCAAGUCGGCGUUCCUUCUGCUCAACCUCCUCACAGCAUACCCAGAGCAGAAAGGCACAGUUCUGUCCAUGGGCAUGGCACAACAGCUAGUAUCUGUCCUUCGUACGCCGCACUCCUCGUUCCAUGAACACGUGCUUGGCGCCCUUUGCUGUAUGGUAGAAGAUUGCCCACAGGGGCUUAAAGACUGCGCGAGUCCAACUCUGGGCCUGGAGGAACUAAUCAAACAGCGAAUUAAAGAUCUUCAUGGAAGAGAUGAGUGUCAGGAGGAGCUGGAGUUCUGUGUGCGUCUGAGGGCCAUGUGUUUCCAUGGACAGCCCGAGGAAAACGGAAUGGAUCGCUGAACUAACAGUACUCCACUCCAGCUGCUAUAACAAGACUGAGCAAGGAUUUUAAGGAGAUGGAUUGUGGAUUUUAAGCAACUUAGUUUCUGAGGAGAAAAAGUUGCCAUCCUUCAAAGUGUUACUGGAGCCCGGAAGUAGCCGUCAGGGUCUGGCUUAAAAACCGUGAAAAUCACCGACCUUUGGGUAUGGGCUGUGCCCAGUUUAGUUCUUACAAUGUGGAUUUCCUGUCCAAUGUCUUGAGCUCUUCCUCACAGAAAAACACGCAUGUAAUACUCCAUCCCAAUUUGCAACAUAACUGUUUGCAUUUUUAUUCAUUUUUAAGGUGGACAAUGUUUACGUCCCAAGGUAGUUAAUGACUUCAUCAGCCUUGCAUGUAUGGUCCAUUCGUAAAUGCUUUAUGGUUACAGCUGCUCAAACAAUUGAAUUAAAAAACAAACCAAUGAUUUCAUUUCACUUAUCAUUUUAACACUCCAGAAUGACAGACCUCAAUUGAUUUUUUUGAUUUUUUUUUCUACCAUAUUUAUUAUGAAUAAAACAAAUGGCCUUUUUUAAAUUAUGGCCGCUCAGAAGUGGUAGGUAGUGCGGAACCACGUGUGGUGGAAUUUUCCCCUCUAGUCUUAAAGGUAAUAUGACACAGUGUCCCCGGGAACUUGUAACCUGGGAGCAGUGGGUCGAGGCCUGUCUGAGCGGUUCGUAUCUCUGUCUGCUUGUGUUGACUGGGCAAGGCGGCGGUCUUAAUAAGACUGGGCUGUCUCCUAUGGAGACCAAGGUUGCAGAGGAAGUGAUGCUCUGUUCCAGACGGCCAGGGAUGGCCAGGCUGACCCCUCUUAGAUAUGUAUUGCAGGUGACCAGAAUGCAGAGAACGUGACUUGUUAAUGUCAGUUAACCGUGCGUCUACGGAAGGGUUUAAAUAUUCCCUGUCACUAGUCCAUCCAUUUUCCAAACUGCUUAUCCUAAUUAGGGUCGCAGGAUGCUGGAGCCUAUCCCAGCAGUCAUUGGGCGGAAGGUGGGGAAACACCCCGGACAGGCCGCCAGUCCAUCUCAGGGCAGAUACAUUUACACCUAGGGACAAUUUAGUAUGGCCGAUUCACCUGACCUACAUGUCUGAACUGUGUGAGGAAACCGGAGCCCCCGGAGGAAACCCACGCAGACAUGGGGAGAACAUGCAAACUCCACACAGAGGACGACCUGGGAUGACCUCCAAGGUUGGACAACCCUGGGGUUUGAACCCAGGACCUUCUUACUGUGAGGCAACAGCGCUAACCACUGUGCCACCAUGCCGCCCCCUGUCAUGUAGUAACCUUCAGAAUUGGGUGACAUUACACAGUGUCUACACUUGUACUGCUGAUCUGUUCUCCUUGAUCGAGCUUCAAUAAAUGUUCCUGCGUAAGACAUCCAGGUCUCCUGAACCUUCUUUAGUUGCAAGUUGGCCAGUUUUCCAAUAAUAUCCUUCAUACCAUGUACAUAUAAUCCAUAACAAAAUCUUAUUUUCUGAUCAAAUGUAACAUUUGGAAUUAAAACCCUGUGGCAGAAAUUUCAGAACAGAAAACAUAAUCCAAAUUUCAUUUUGAUAAGCAGUCACCAGUUUUGUUUCAACAUAUAGUUAAUAGUUUCAAAAAUAUAAUGAUUAAAUGUUUCUAUGAAUUUCUCAGUGAAUUCUAUAACAGCCACUAUACCAUUUGAGACCUUAUGAUUGAAAUUGUUAGACAAGUAAGCUGUGUUUUCUCGCAAGGUACUUUAGUUUCACAUCUUCCACUCAUGGUCAUUAAUCUUGGUAAGCUCCUGGUAGCUGUCAGCUGCUGGAGAGUCCAUGAAUGGAUAAUGUUCUGCUGGUUGUUAGUCCCAUAGUCUACUAAGGCCUCCUCUUUCUCUUCAUUUGACAUGUUCAUAUACAAAGAGCCAGGACACAUUUUUAAAAUGAAGGUUUGGGACUUAACCAAUGAAAGAAGUGAGGACGAUGCUCCUGACCUCUGAGUAG
Molecule: messenger RNA, 3285 nt
Organism: Lampris incognitus (smalleye Pacific opah)
Lineage: Eukaryota; Metazoa; Chordata; Actinopteri; Lampriformes; Lampridae
Gene: hspbp1
Product: HSPA (heat shock 70kDa) binding protein, cytoplasmic cochaperone 1
Exons: 8
Coding region: 303-1307 (334 amino acids)
Source: RefSeq, a predicted model, not a curated record